CAAAAAGGCAUUGAAAAAACCAAGGAACGGUCCUCUUCAAAGACCAAAGACACAAUCCUUGUUCGUGAUACUGUUCAUGUUUUUGUAGUGGAGACAAUGACGACCCCAAAGCGUCCAGGUGCACCCUCUGCAACGGCAAGCGAUGAAUCCAAGGCUCGUAUCUUUCUUGCUGUGGCUUGUUUGUGGCCGCUUUUCGUGCUGGCUUUGUUUGCAGCAUCGGCACCUCAAUUGAAGGAAGCACGGCAACACCCACGAGAACUCUUGGACAAGAACAACAAGAUUAACCAAGAUGUCCGCUUCAAGUUUCGCAAAGUAUUGGACAGAGUGGACGUGAUGGGAUAUGGACCGACGCAUCCUCGAGUCGCCGUUGUCAUUGUGGGAGAGAACAAUGAAAAGAUUAUUUCCAGUGUGGAGUCACUCUUCCGUCACACUUCUUUGGAACGCAUUUUUGCAGUUGUCGUGUGUGUGGAAGGCCGGGAAUCGGAUUCUGCCUUGCUGGAGGAACUGGAAAAGAUUGAUAAUGGGGCAGUGCCACAUUGGCAUGGUCUGAGAGCCGACAUUCAUUUGCCAGGGGAAAGUGAUGCCGAGGACAAGGCCGAUCAUGGGAGUCGGAUCCAGGUCCUCUUCAAUAAUGAAAAACUGGGCAUUUCCGAAAGCCGAUCAGAAGCCGUGGAAUAUAUCCACUUGCUGUCACAACAACACGAAUCUACAGGUAUCAAAUCUCCACAAGAAGAUCUCCUUCUUUUAUUGCUUCAAAGCGGUGCUCAGUUUGUGGAAAAUCAUGAUUGGUUGGCUCCCGUCACCGGGGCUCUUAUUGUCCCUCCUCCCCUGAUUGCAUCUGCCAACAAACAAAGCCCCUUUGGAGCCAUGAAACUGGCCAAUGCGGUUGCCUUCAAUACUGAAGGAUCGGGGAAACGAACUUCCUUUGACUUGACGUUUGCUCCCAUCAUCUCAGAUGCCAGUGCCACGGAUAUUAACCUAUCGGACGGAAAGUCGUAUCCCACACCCGUCUGGAAUGGAGCGGCCAUUGCCAUGCGAUUGAAUACCUACCGCUUUCUUCCAGCACAGGAUGCCUCCUUGACAGAAGAAUGGCCCGCCAAUCUAGAAUUGUCGCUCAAUCUGUGGCUCUGUGCCGACGGUAUGGACAUGAUUCGAGAUGUCGAAAUUGUCAAUAGUGAACUCAUGCCACACAAUCCACUGUCUCCCGAAAUGAUGGCUCGAUUUGCCGCGGCAUGGAUGGAUGAUGUCACCGCCAAUCAAAUCUAUCACGAGUAUUCCAAAACAUUCCACGAAUUGACGCAUCUCGAGUGGGAAACGCUCUUGAGCAAAGCUCGAGGAUCCACCGAUUUCCCCAUUGACUUGACGGAACGGUGCCGAUCCUUUGCAUGGUAUGCAAGACACGUGAAUACGGAUAUCACCGAGGCCAUUGUCACUGCAGCCAAAGAGGUGGCACGGGAAGAUGAAGAACGCAAAGCAGAAAUGAAAAUCAAACUGGAAGAAGCCAAAAAGGUAGCCAUGGAAGAGGCCGCCAGGAAGGCCGAAGCAGCAGCGGCGGAGGCCAAACAGGCAGCGGAGGAUGCAGAGGCUGCGCAAAAAGCGGCAGUGGCCGAGAAAGCCGCUCAAGACGAAGCUGCCAAAAAGGAAGCAGAGGAAGCUGCUGCCAAAAAGGACGGAGAACAACCAGAUGCCAACAAAGACGGAGAACAACCAGAUGCCGAUAAGGACGGAGAACAACCAGAUGCCAACAUCAAUGAAGAGAAUGCCAUGCCCGACAUGGCUCAUGGUGAAGAACCCAAAAAACCUGCCAAACCACUGCGAGAAAACAAUCUGGAAAUCAUUUCACAAGCCAAACCUGUGGAUAUCAAAUUUGUGGAUAUUUCGGAUGGACACAAGGAACAUCCGCACAUGGGUGCUUUGGACGAGGAUGGCAACCCCGGCUAUAUCCACGAUGAGACGGCACUUCGACUCAACCCACCCCCGUUUAGUUUCUCCGGUCCCAAGUUCGAAAUGGGUUGCAAGUUAAGAGACAACAAUUAUCGAAUGCUUACAGAGAAGGUCAAGUUGGAUAUCGAGGGGCACAAGGCAGCCGAAGACAGUGGCAAGAAGCGCGACAAGAUCUUUUGCUUGGUGUAUACCAUCGAGAAGUUUCACGACCGAAUUCCUGCCAUUCGAGAAACGUGGGGACCGCACUGCGAUGGGUUCAUGGUUGGUUCCACGAAAACGGACAAGUCUUUGGGAACCGUGGAGAUUCCCCAUGAAGGUCCUGAGGAGUAUAACAACAUUUGGCAAAAAGUCCGAUCGAUGUGGAGCUAUAUUUACGACAAUUAUUAUGAGAAAUACGAUUGGUUCCACAUCGGCGGUGACGACUUGUUUUUGAUUCUCGAGAACCUGCGUCUGUACUUGGAAAGUGAAGAGAUCAGAACGGCUGCCAACGGCGGAAUCAAUUUGCCCAAUGGUGACGAAACCAUGCAGACACCCUUGUUUUUGGGACGUCGUUUUUCGUACAUGGGCGACAUGAAUGAUAUUUUCAUCUCGGGUGGAUCUGGAUACACCAUGAAUAAGGCAUCUCUGAAGUUGUUGGUGACAGAAGCGUUUCCCAACUACUUUCCUCAUGCCCACACGUUUUCAGAAGACACCAUGGUGGCCAAGCUCUUGCGUAAGUUGAACGUCUUUCCCUACGACACCAAGGAUGACAAUGGAGGAGAGAGAUAUAUGCCCUUCAUGCCAGGCCAUCACUAUGGGUACAAGCUGCCUCCUGGUAACCCCAUGGACUCUCAGGAUUGGUAUGCCAAGUAUUCGAUCAACAUCAAGGAGGGCAAGGAUCAUUGUGCCGAGCAAAGCGUGGCGUUCCACUAUGUCAAGGGGAACGACAUGUACAGGCUUUAUGCGAUGAUCUAUGGAAAGUGUCCAGCAGGAACAUACCCGUAA
Messenger RNA from Seminavis robusta, 2928 nucleotides. NCBI's taxonomy places the organism in Eukaryota, Bacillariophyta, Bacillariophyceae, Naviculales, Naviculaceae. The record is from the annotation of a GenBank genome assembly.